Molecule: messenger RNA, 477 nt
Organism: Candidozyma duobushaemuli
Lineage: Eukaryota; Fungi; Ascomycota; Pichiomycetes; Serinales; Metschnikowiaceae
Exons: 2
Coding region: 1-477 (158 amino acids)
Source: RefSeq, a predicted model, not a curated record
AUGAACGCCUACUACAACUUUUUCCGUGCUACAGCUUCCCUUGCCUCCAAGGCCAUUAACAAGUCUUUCACAGGCAUUGUUUACACUGCCACCUACGCCGCAGAAUUCAUCGAGGACUUCUCCCAAAUGAACUCGAUUGUAAGCGAUGCUGUGACCGAAACUCUUGAAGUCCCCGGUACUUUCCACGAAACCCAUCCUAGUGAUGCCAGGUUCAUUUCCCCUGACGAGGAGGAAUCGAUUACCAAUCGUCGCAGAAGCCUCAAGGCUACUAGCGACUGGCAAACCAUUGAGCUUCGUAAGAGCCCAAAGAGAGCUUCCCCCUCUCCCUUGCCGGUUCCAACUCCAACUCUCAAGCCUAAGUUUCAGCUGUUCAGAAGACGCAUGAAGCAUACCAAUGGCGGGUUCAGAGAGCCUUCUCAAGACAUGAAUAAGGUCUUGACCCUGGGAAACGUUUUCCUUGUUCUCCAGGAGUGUUGA